Molecule: messenger RNA, 1095 nt
Organism: Sarcophilus harrisii (Tasmanian devil)
Lineage: Eukaryota; Metazoa; Chordata; Mammalia; Dasyuromorphia; Dasyuridae
Product: photoreceptor outer segment membrane glycoprotein 2-like
Exons: 3
Coding region: 1-1041 (346 amino acids)
Biological process (GO): visual perception
Cellular component (GO): membrane
Source: RefSeq, a predicted model, not a curated record
AUGGCUGUCCUAAAAGUGACCUUCACUAAAUACAAACGGAAUAAGCUGGCCCAGAUACUGUGGCUUCUCAACUGGUUGUCUGUGAUGACAGGUAUUGUGCUUUUCAGUCUCGGUCUUUUCCUAAAGAUCGAGAUCAAGAAGCGAAUUGAGGUGCUGGCCAAGGGAGAGAUCAGUUCCACCUCCAAUAUGCUCAUCUCAGUGGGUCUCAUUGCUUGUGUCAUCAAUUUUCUUGGUGGGAAGAUAUGUUAUGACUGUUCUGAUGUGCACAGGUACAGACGCUGGCGCCUGGUCUUGCUUCCCUACAUUGCCUUUGCCUUCUGUUUCACAUUCUGCCUCCUUGUAGGUGUAUUUAUGUGUUACACCACAAGGAAGGAACUAGAGGAGUCUUUGUACCUGGGUCUGAGAGAGGCCAUCAAGUUCUAUAAGGACACAGAUAUCCCAGGACGGUGCUUCCUGAAGAAGACCAUUGACAUGCUACAGAUGCACUUUCAGUGCUGUGGCAACAACAGUUUCAGGGACUGGUUUGAGAUCCAAUGGAUAUCGUCACGGUACCUGAACAUGGCAUCGAGGGAGGUUAUGGAAACUUACUGUUUGAAGAAUAAUAUUGAUGGGAAGUUCUUGGUGGAUGGUGUUCCUUUUAGUUGCUGCAACCCUAACUCCCCACGACCCUGUAUCCAGCACCAGCUGACCAACAACACUGCCCAUUACAACUAUGACGUUCUCACUGAGGAGCUGAAUGUCUGGAUGAGGGGCUGCCGAGAAGCCCUAUUAGAUUACUAUACCCACAUCAUGCGUUUCAUUGGACUGGUGGUGCUUAACAUCUGGUUAUUUGAGCUCUGUGUUCUCACUGGUGUUCGAUACCUGCAAACAUCACUAAAGAAUGUACCUCUAGAUAAACCUGAACUGGAUUCUGAUGGAUGGCUCCUUGAAAACAGCUUUGUAGAAACUGUCAAGUACAAUUUGAAUUUCAUCAAAAACCUUGGAAAAGUUGACAAAGUGUCCACUGUCUCUGAGUUGCCAAACCUCAAUAAGGACAUCUAAAGUAAUAACUAGGGGCCAAAAAAUUCUUAAGUCCAUUCUGUCUAGCCAGCUGCA